This is a messenger RNA of Hibiscus syriacus, 546 nucleotides long. RefSeq names its product ferritin-3, chloroplastic-like. NCBI's taxonomy places the organism in Eukaryota, Viridiplantae, Streptophyta, Magnoliopsida, Malvales, Malvaceae. Gene Ontology annotation, molecular function: ferric iron binding; ferrous iron binding. Gene Ontology annotation, biological process: iron ion transport; intracellular iron ion homeostasis. Gene Ontology annotation, cellular component: cytoplasm. The coding region runs from base 1 to 546 and encodes 181 amino acids. The record is from RefSeq and is a predicted model, not a curated record. The transcript is spliced from 8 exons.
AUGGUCGCUGCUGAGACUGAAGAACACGUUGGUGCACCACACCACCGAUCGGAUGAGGCAGCCGAAAGGUGUCAAGGUGUGGAGUACAAUGUGUCCUAUGUGUAUCAUUCCAUGUUCGCCUAUUUUGACAGAGACAAUAUUGCUCUCAAGGGCUUUGCCAAAUUUUUUAAGAAUUCACGUGUUGAAGAAAGGCAGCAUGCUGAGAUGUUUAUGGAUUACCAGAACAAAAGAGGAGGAAAGGCUGUGCUGCAGUCCAUGCUGGUGCCCAUAGCAGAAUAUGGUCAUCCUGAGAAGGGCGAUGCACUUUAUUCAAUGGAACUUGCUUUGUCCCUGGAAAAGCUGAACAAUGAGAAGUUUCUUAAUUUACACAAAAUGGCUAAUGAAGCACACGACAUGCAUCAGGCGGACUUUAUUGAAACUGAAUUUUUGACUGAGCAGGUGAAAAAGCUCCCAGAAUAUGUAGCUCAGUUGAGUAGAGUGGGCAACGGACAUGGUGCUUGGCACUUUGAUAUGAUGCUUAACAAUCAACUGAUGGCUGCACGAUAA